This is a messenger RNA of Saccharomyces mikatae IFO 1815, 2439 nucleotides long. RefSeq names its product Ecm22p (gene ECM22). Bases 1 to 2439 code for a protein of 812 amino acids. Gene Ontology annotation, biological process: regulation of transcription by RNA polymerase II. NCBI's taxonomy places the organism in Eukaryota, Fungi, Ascomycota, Saccharomycetes, Saccharomycetales, Saccharomycetaceae. The transcript has a single exon. Gene Ontology annotation, molecular function: DNA-binding transcription activator activity, RNA polymerase II-specific; zinc ion binding. The record is from RefSeq and is a predicted model, not a curated record.
AUGACCUCUGAUGAUGGGCAUGCUGGGCAAGAAAGAGAAAAGGAUGCUGAAUUAAUUGAGGUUGGAGGCAAGAGAGUAAGCAAGACGUCGACAGGAAAACGAAAGUUCCAUAAUAAGUCCAAGACUGGUUGCGACAAUUGUAAGAGAAGAAGAGUGAAAUGUGAUGAAGGCAAACCCUUUUGCAAAAAAUGUACAAAUAUGAAAUUGGAUUGUGUUUACAGUCCCAUCCAGCCAAGAAGAAGGAAAGAUUCUUCGACAUCAAAGUUUUCAAUAACAGCCCAAGAUAGAGUAGGCAAGAAACAUCUGAGUGACAGUACUAUUAUAUUACAGCAACAGCUUCACCAUCAGCAAGAACAACAACUUCGUCAACAACAACAAGUCCAACUACAGCAACAGUUAUUGCCACACGUCGGCACUGAUGAACAAAGUAACGUGCCAAGUAGCGUUCCCCCAUCUGUAUCCAACAAUAUGGAGACUCUUUUAUUACCGCAUCUAUUAGCUAGUUUAGUGAAUAACGGCAACAAUAAUAUCAACGGUAAUACGAGUGGAGGUGAAGCGCACAACAAUUCAACUCAAACAGCGCCGAAUACAAUGAUUAACAACAACCACCCGAACAUGACCAUACCGGGAAAUUCACCAUUGAGUAUACCGAUAACACCUAACUUUCAAUCAACAGCAAUGAAUUUGUCCAGCAGCCUUAACGGUCUACUUUCACCGGGUAGGCAAAACUCGGUGACGAAUGGUAUACAACAGCCACAGGUUCAACAACAACAACAGCAGCAACUUCCGCAACAACAAGGAACUCAAUCCCCAUUCAGCAAUAUUCCCUUUGACCAAUUAGCGCAAUUAAAUAAGAUGGGACUAAACUUUAAUAUGAAAAGUUUCAAUACGUUAUUUCCAUCGGGCACAGCAAAUGGGAUGGCGUCUGAAUUUCAAGAGUUAUUUAACCUAGGCAAACUUGCCACGUCUAAUAACAGAGCCAUCAAAGUUAGCACAGCGGAGGAGGCAUUGGCGAAUAUGCAACAAGAACAGGAAAAUAAAAACAAGCAGUUUACGAAAAAUCCGUUGGAUAAUACUAAAACAGAUGCUGUAAACCCAGGCAAUAACUUGCUUCAAGGAAAUGUGAAUAAAGUAAAUGCAUCGGAUAUGCUCUCCAGUAACAAAAGCUUGAUAAUUGACAACACAGGUCUCACAAUAAGUCCCACGCACACUUUAACGAAGCCCUCCAUAGAUCAGACUAUUGCAUCUCCCUCCACGGGGGUAUCCAACGGAACCUCCACAAAGUCGUUAUUGUCGAUACCAGACAAUGGGGUUGCUUUGAGAAACUCUCCUACUUUAAAGACGUCACCAAUGGGUGACCUAUUAUCCAAUUCGGAGACGUUGUCUCCGCGUUCAUCAAAUUCUCAUACUCAACAACAAUCAUCCCCUCAUUCAAACGCUUCACAAACUUCACAACUAAUUCCCGAGUUGAUUGGACUGUCCAGAAAAUCAAAUUUAAACUUGGUAGAUCUAAAGCUUUUCCAUCACUACUGUACUAACGUAUGGCACACCAUUACCGAAGCAGGUAUUUCUGGUCCAGAAGUAUGGAGCACUUACAUUCCGGAUUUAGCUUUCCAUUUCCCCUUCUUGAUGCAUACAAUUUUGGCCUUUAGCGCGACUCACCUGUCAAGAACUGAAACUGGUUUGGACAAUUACGUAUCUAAUCACCGCUUGGAAGCAUUGAGGCUGCUCAGAGAGGCUGUGCUAGAGAUUUCAGAUGACAACACAGACGCUUUAGUAGCUAGUGCUUUAAUACUAAUCUUAGAUUCCUUGGCAAAUGCUUCAAGUAGUUCACCAACAGCGUGGAUUUUCCAUGUUAAAGGUGCUGUAACGAUAUUAACGGCAGUUUGGCCCCUGUCGGAAACAUCCAAAUUUUUUAACUUGAUAUCCGUCGAUCUGAGUGACUUGGGAGAAGCCGUAGUCAAUCAAACCAACCAUACUAAUGACAGCGAUAGCAACAAUAAUGGUAAUAACAACAAUAACAAUACGAUCUCGGAACUAGUAUGCUUUGAUGAAAGUAUAGCAGAUUUAUAUCCUGUAGAAAUUGAUUCACCAUAUUUGAUAACGUUAGCAUAUUUGGACAAACUGCAUCGUGAAAAAAAUCAAUUAGACUUUAUGUUAAGAGUCUUCUCAUUCCCUGCUCUAUUAGAUAGGACCUUUUUAGCAUUAUUAAUGACAGGGGAUUUAGGCGCCAUGAGAAUAAUGAGGUCUUAUUAUACAUUAUUAAGAGGUUAUACCACGGAAAUAAAAGAUAAAGUAUGGUUCUUGGAUAGCGUAUCACAAGUCUUACCACAGGACGUUGAUGAGUACAGCGGAGGAGGUGGCAUGCAUAUGAUGUUGGACUUCUUAGGGGGGGGAUUACCUUCUAUGACCACUACAAACUUUUCUGCUUUUAUGUAG